UAGUCGACAGUCAUCGUUUAGACGUUGUGCGAUACGUUUGCUUUUUAAAGAGAGCGAAUCUGCGUCACUAGUGUAAGCGUUAAGCAAAAGUGUGUAGAAAUAAUAAUUUGCCAGAUUUAAACCAAAGAAAACCGGUCGGUUAAACGUGGGUGCUUAAAAAAAAAACAAGUGUUUUAAUUAAUUCAAUCAAUUUGAAAUAAAAAUCAUUAAAAAAACCUAAAGCUGCAGCUAAAAGCAGACUUUAGUUAAUAAAAGAAUCUUUAAUUUUACAGGGUGGUUUUCUUUAGCAAAACCAUUUUAAAAUUUACACAAAAUUUUGUGUAUAACUUAAACCUCGAUCGAUAUUGUAUUGUGUAAAACGUGUUAAAUUAUUUAAAUUAACGUGCAAUUCCUAAAAAUCAAAUUACUUUACAUUCUGUCGUAAACAGAAUACAAAAAAGAAACAGAACAGUAGUUACCCAACGAAAAGAAAAAUCUCCACAACCUUCUUUGUGCCAUUCACAAGUGUGAUUUUCAAUUGGAAAAUUUUGAAUUUGUUCAACUCAACCGUCGUCAAUAAAACGCGCAUGAUACAAGCCAAGAUGGGACUAUUUACAAAUAUUAUUAAAUGGCUGACAUUGUUAGCUGUGGUAACAGCUUUUACUUCUGUAUCAGCUCUAGCUGCCAAUCCCCCCGAUGCCGACCAAAAAGGACCCGUUUUCCUUAAGGAACCCACCAAUCGUAUUGACUUCUCUAAUUCUACUGGUGCCGAAAUUGAAUGCAAAGCUAGCGGUAAUCCUAUGCCUGAAAUUAUUUGGAUUCGUAGUGAUGGCACUGCUGUUGGUGAUGUUCCCGGUUUGCGUCAAAUCUCCUCGGAUGGCAAAUUAGUGUUCCCUCCUUUCCGUGCCGAAGAUUAUCGUCAAGAAGUUCAUGCUCAAGUUUAUGCCUGUUUGGCUCGCAAUCAAUUUGGUUCGAUUAUAUCGCGUGAUGUUCAUGUUAGAGCCGUCGUUUCCCAAUUCUAUAUAACCGAGGCCGAAAAUGAAUAUGUCAUCAAAGGCAAUGCUGCGGUCUUAAAGUGUAAAAUACCCUCAUUUGUAGCCGAUUUUGUACAAAUCGAAGCCUGGAUCGAUGAGGAAGGUGUAGAGUUAUGGCGUAAUAAUUCUACUCAGGCUUAUGAUGGCAAAUAUUUGGUUUUACCUUCGGGUGAAUUACAUAUACGCGAAGUUGGUCCCGAAGAUGGUUAUAAAUCAUAUCAGUGCCGCACUAAACAUAGAUUAACCGGUGAAACUAGAUUAAGUGCUACCAAGGGACGUUUGGUUAUUACAGGUAAGUUGAAUUUGUCCUCAAAGGGAGACAUUUUUUCU
Molecule: messenger RNA, 1343 nt
Organism: Lucilia sericata (common green bottle fly)
Lineage: Eukaryota; Metazoa; Arthropoda; Insecta; Diptera; Calliphoridae
Gene: Dscam1
Product: Down syndrome cell adhesion molecule-like protein Dscam2
Exons: 5
Biological process (GO): axon guidance; cell-cell adhesion
Cellular component (GO): plasma membrane; axon
Source: RefSeq, a predicted model, not a curated record